Molecule: messenger RNA, 2484 nt
Organism: Ctenocephalides felis (cat flea)
Lineage: Eukaryota; Metazoa; Arthropoda; Insecta; Siphonaptera; Pulicidae
Gene: 5PtaseI
Product: type I inositol 1,4,5-trisphosphate 5-phosphatase
Exons: 8
Coding region: 359-2248 (629 amino acids)
Biological process (GO): phosphatidylinositol dephosphorylation
Molecular function (GO): inositol-polyphosphate 5-phosphatase activity
Source: RefSeq, a predicted model, not a curated record
UAUGAAAAUCACAAGUUGAAAUGGUUUAUGUAACGUUGACGGCACGAACGGUGCUCCGAAAAUAAUUAUUUAAACCAAAUUCCCCAAUAAUGUAGUGCGUGUUUAAAAUUUUACUAAAUAACAGUGAAUCUCAUUAGAAUCUGAUCAUAAUUUUAUUAUUAUAGUUCUAUUACUAUUUCUUUUACAAUGUCGUUGGUUAUAUGCAAUGACGUUUUCUCAACAUACAUAACCUCAAUUUCGGAGUGGGUGAUGAGUGUUAAAUGUGGAAAAUAAUAUUAAGUAUUAGAAAGUGCUGAGUGUUUUUUUUAUUGGUUUCCUAUUAUUGUUAGGAUUCAAAAAUAAGUUCUUAUGUGUCACAAUGGAAACAAUUGGCGACGGUCUUCCAGUUUUGCUGGUGACAGCCAAUGUUGGAAGCAUCUUCGAAGAUCCGGAAUCUAUGCUCCAACCAUGGUUGGACGAAUUCGCAGAACAAACUUCCAGACUGAGUCCCAGAUUUCUGGCUCUGCAUUUGCAAGAAGUUGGCGGAAAAACGUACGACGAAUCUACGGAACGGGUUCGAAGUUUUGUAGAACGACUCGGAGAAUCGAUGCAGAAAAUUGGAUUCGAUGCUGCUAGGAUAUAUUUGGACGAAGAUUACGGAUCUGCUCAGCAUUUUACGGCCUUAGGGAAUUUAUACUAUGCUCACAAAUCGGUGACGACAAGGCACAUAUGGGAUUUCGUUCGACGGCAAUGGACGCCAGUAGAGGACCGAAAAAUCUAUACAGGAAACAUUGAGGCGGUCGCCACAAAGGACAAGUCUAAAUUUCCUCAGCAUUUCUUCCCAGAGUGCAAAUGGUCACGGAAAGGUUAUUUGCGUACCCGUUGGAAUCUGAACGGGACCGUGGUGGAUUUCGUGAACAUCCACCUGUUCCACGACGCAUCGAAUUUGACCGCCUGCGAGAGCUUUCCUUCGGUCUACUGCAAGAGCCGCAGGGUGGCCCUACAGCACACUCUAGAGAGAUUUCAUCAGGAUGACACGAAUGGCACUGCACCUUACUUCGUUUUUGGAGAUUUUAAUUUUCGAUGUGAUACUCAAGGUGUUAUACAUAAAUUAACGGAAAAUUUGAAUGCUCUACGGCUACAGGGACGAAAAAACGCUGAUCAUACAAAAGUACAAUAUAAAAAUAACGAUGGUGAUUUAAUCUUGUCAGUUGGUAAAAAGGAGUUUUCGCACAGCGAUCACCAGAAAAUUUUUAAACAAGAAUGGCUCAGGCAAUACGACAGAGAACUGGAUCCCCUCCGGGGGUACCUUCAUGAGUACCCUCUUUCCUUCGUGCCCACCUAUCCCUUCGAAGAGGACCCCGCCCAACCUGACAAUUACAUGAAGACGAGAUGUCCUGCCUGGUGCGAUCGGGUACUCAUGAGCACAGAGGCCAAGACCCUCAUUGAGGGGGGGCAUAAUACUAAGGAUUCCACUGUCGAAUAUGGAGUGAUCGGCAGUGACAGGUGUAUGGGGGAUCACAAGCCGGUCUACUUGAGGUUUUUGCUGCGCACUGAACAAGGUACAGUUAGAUGUCGUAUUGAUUUGCACCAAUAUGCUUCGCUAGAUUAUAGCUUUGUAUCGCCGCUAAUAACGUCCAACAACGAACAAAACGAUGCAAAAAUCGUCGAUAAACAGCCGAUAAAUAUAGUAGGUCCUUACACCUCGUCACCUGUCAUUUGUGUCACUGACACCGAUUUCAAUCUAAACGUCUGUUUGUGCGAAACAUACGACCUCGAGCAACCUGAUUCCGCAGGACAAACUGUGAUGUGUGCCGAAUGCGGCAAAUUUAGGAUAGCCAACGAUGGAAUUUUAUUAAGAUCCCGAGGAUUUGAUGGUUACAGCAGGGAUUACAUAGUCAACGCUAUAGAUACCCAACUCUUGUACACUUUGGAUCAUCGGUAUCCGCAAGAUCCAUAUACACCUGAAAGUUUGGAAUCUCAUUCACCAGAAACGGAAUAUACACCUGAUCAAGAGAGCAGGGUGUCGGAUGAACUUAAGCAGGACGAAGUUAAGAACUCGAAAUUGGAUGUAACGGCUAAUAAUAAAACCAAAGCAGUAUCUCCAGAUCAACUCAAAUCUAGAUUGGAAUCAAUAUUAAGAACAACGACGGAUAUUAACGAUUGUGAUGCGCAAAUGCGUAUGAUCACUAAUGAUAAGGAGGAGGAAAUUGGGAAACAACAAAUAGGCAAAAGUACUGAAAAAUGUUGCCAAUGCGAUGUUAUUUGAUAGAUUCUCUUGGAUAUUGACUUGGAGAAAUAUUGCUUUUAACACGUUAAUCGCCAGGGCAGUCAUAUGCUAAGAAGAUCUACAUGAGCCUUGAGCAGGAGAAACAAAGUUUUAAUGUAGGGCCAUGUCAGUCAUAUAUGUAUAUCAUAAAAAUAGAGUUUCUCCAGGAGUUUUGACAAAAAAAUACAAUAAGUUUUCUUUGUGCAUUUUUAACUAAAUUAUCUAAUAAAGUUACA